ACCACAUCCGCCACAAGCACUCACUUUAACACCUAACCCACCCUCACCCAACCAAAUCUUCGCAUAUACAAUGUCUGGCAAAGGAAAAGCUGGCAAAUCUUCGUCUGGUGGCAAGGCGGGCGGUGAAGGCUCAAAAUCCCAAUCCCGGUCGUCAAAAGCUGGCCUCCAGUUCCCUGUUGGUCGUGUACACAGGCUGUUGAAGAAGGGCAACUAUGCUCAGCGAGUUGGUGCUGGUGCGCCAGUCUACCUAGCAGCUGUCCUGGAAUACCUCGCCGCUGAGAUUCUCGAGCUUGCUGGCAACGCUGCUCGUGAUAACAAGAAGCAACGUAUUGUGCCGCGUCACCUGCAACUCGCCAUCCGGAACGACGAAGAGCUUCAAAAGCUUCUCGGAAACGUCGUUAUCUCCCAAGGUGGUGUUGUGCCACAUAUCGCACCCGAACUGUUGCCUACGAAGUCGGGCAAAUCAAGGAAAGACGAAGGCGUCAGCCAAGAGCUUUGAGGCUCUUUGGUCGUUCACCUUUUGUAAUCUUUCUGUAGUCUUUGGUUUAUCGCAUUGUAUUAUUUCUGCCAUUUUAUAAUUAUUAGCAUGAAUUUCCGUUGUCGUG
This is a messenger RNA of Laccaria bicolor S238N-H82, 605 nucleotides long. Its product is annotated as histone 2A. The record is from RefSeq and is a predicted model, not a curated record. Lineage: Eukaryota; Fungi; Basidiomycota; Agaricomycetes; Agaricales; Hydnangiaceae. The transcript has 4 exons. Gene Ontology annotation, molecular function: structural constituent of chromatin; protein heterodimerization activity; DNA binding. Bases 71 to 499 code for a protein of 142 amino acids. Gene Ontology annotation, cellular component: nucleosome.